AUGAAUGGGCUGUCGUUUGCAUUCAUCUUCUUUACUACUCUGACUAUUGUUAAAGCUGCACAUUUGUGGCUUAAUCACGAGGUCGUAAUUGAAAGCAGAGUGAUCGAUGCGCAAGAAGCAGUCGAUGAGCCGGCAGCGAUCGAUGCGCCCUUCUCCCAUCCUGGCCACGAAAAGGCGCAUGUGGUGGGCAAGUACGAUUUCUACACCAGAAUUCAAGUGGACCCAGAUGGAGCCAUCUAUGCAAACAAUCCGUUCCCCUGCGGAUGCUGGUACAGAAUCACUCAAGAUUCUCACCAACUCAAGCAACAUUACUUCCAAACAAGCACGCCGUCAGGCGACUUUAUUGGCACAUUAAACCGCAAAAGCGGGAAGAAAACGUUGAUAGAAAUUUCUUACUACUUGAAUGCAAAUCAAGUGGAUACAAUCGUUAACCAUUUGGCAAUAGGUCCGCCGGGCCUGAAGGCUGCCUUCAUAAGGCCGAUGCAUGAGCGUCUCCUCUUAGAACCCGCGUCAUCCAUACGAGAACCACAAAUCCAGCCUACAGGCAAACAAUCACAGGGAUCAAAUGUUCCUCAAGAAGACCUACCAUCUGCAUCAAAACCUUUGCAAAAUUUGGCAAAGGCCAAGUCUAUGCCCAUAUCAUUGUGUUGA
Molecule: messenger RNA, 651 nt
Organism: Puccinia triticina
Lineage: Eukaryota; Fungi; Basidiomycota; Pucciniomycetes; Pucciniales; Pucciniaceae
Exons: 2
Coding region: 1-651 (216 amino acids)
Source: RefSeq, a predicted model, not a curated record